CCUCCUUUCAGUAGGACUACAUACAUUGUACAAUCAACAGAACCUCUACGAGAGCGACCAUAGAUUCCCCCCACUUUUCGAAGCCAUACGUCAGAAACAGGAGACAUGCAACCUGUUAGCCUUUGUAUCCCCAAUCGUUGAUAUUGACCUGGGAAAACAUUCGAUAAGUACAUUCAAAAGACUCAGAGCUGAGAAACGCAAUACCUACCGGAAAAUGACUUUGUUCCCUGGUGUUGCGGUAGUCACUGGUGCUGCCGGGUCAGGCAUCGGUGCUGCAACGGCCACAGCGUUUGCUGAAGCUGGCUGCAAAAGGAUCGCGAUCACGGAUUGGAACGCAGAGCUGCUAAGCAAGACACAUAGUUCUAUCACCGAAAGAUGGCCCGAAGUGGAAAUCUACUCCGAGGCUGGUGACAUCUCAGAAGAGGAUUUUGUGAGCCGUUUCAUGGCCAAUGUCGUGGGAAAAUUCGGUCGAGUCGAUUACGCUGUCAACUGUGCUGGUGUCCUUGGACAGUCCCAGAGGUCUCACGAGAUGGAGACAACUGAAUUUGAUCGGGUCAACAAAAUCAACUACCGUGGAUGCUGGCUCUCUUCCCGCGCCGAAUUGAUGCAGAUGCUCAAGCAGGACCCAACCUCUGAUGAUUCUGGCAGAGCACCUCAGCGUGGUGCCGUUGUCAACAUAGCCAGCCAGCUUGGUAUCGUUGGCCGACCGACUGCCCCUCACUACUGCGCGUCCAAAGCAGCCGUGAUAUCAAUGACUCAGUGCGACGCAAUCGAUUACUCACGGGACAACAUUAGAGUGAAUUGUAUAUGUCCGGGUGUUAUCGAGACGCCCAUGACGACUUCGGAUCAAUUCACACGCGAUCGACUAGCCCCGGCCAUCAAUAUUGCUCCAAUGGGACGGAUGGGCAAACCUCAAGAGAUUGCGGACUCCGCCUUGUUUCUGUGUUCGAACCGGGCCAGUUUCAUCCAAGGACAUGCUCUGGUCGUGGAUGGCGGUUAUAUAAUUAACUGAGAAGCAGUCACGUCCAGAUAACUUAUAACCUCGUUCCAAAUGACCAAACCCCUGAGCCUCUUUCCAACUUGUGACACUAUCUGACCGCUGUAGGUCCUUAUCCCAAACUGAUGUUGGUUCUUAUUGGGAUUAAGGAGUUCUUCGCACACAACAUUAUAGUGUUGGUCCUUGGUUUGGAGAAGAGCGUCAGGAAGCAUACUCUCCUACCACCUACGACUCAAGGCACCGGCCAUUGCAACUUGCCGGAUCUUGAGCUUAUUCUGUCGAGGUUCCCCUUCCCAGAAGGUGCCACGUUUUCUG
Exophiala viscosa is the source of this 1312-nucleotide messenger RNA. RefSeq names its product oxidoreductase. The coding region runs from base 215 to 1012 and encodes 265 amino acids. The transcript is spliced from 3 exons. Lineage: Eukaryota; Fungi; Ascomycota; Eurotiomycetes; Chaetothyriales; Herpotrichiellaceae. The record is from RefSeq and is a predicted model, not a curated record.